This is a messenger RNA of Morchella importuna, 231 nucleotides long. RefSeq lists its product as uncharacterized. Bases 1 to 231 code for a protein of 76 amino acids. The transcript has 3 exons. The record is from RefSeq and is a predicted model, not a curated record. NCBI's taxonomy places the organism in Eukaryota, Fungi, Ascomycota, Pezizomycetes, Pezizales, Morchellaceae.
AUGUCCGAUCGAGAGUACAGGUCAGAAGCACGGAAGAACAAUGAUCCGCCGAUCAGUCAAGUUGGGAGCGUAGGGUCCAAUGCUUCAGCACCUUCUGGCGCAUCACCUCCUCCUGGCUCAACACCCCCUGGCCUUCACUUCACGCACCAUCCAGUGCCAGAACCCGAGGAGGUUAAACGGACACCUAUGAAGAAAUUUGUCCGAUGGCUCAAAUAUGGUCCCAUUGAUUGA